GUAUUAAUAUACACUGAUCAUGCUAAUUGCACUGUAUCAGUACAGUGCAAUUAGCAUGCACAGUAAACACAAAGCAGCAAGAUGCUGCUAUUUCUUUUCUGCGUCACAGACGCAAUAAAUAUGUGGGGUUCAUACACAGUAAACUGUGUAUUUUUUUGUUGCCAAACGGCUGCAGACUGCGUUUUAAUCGCGUAAACAAACGAACCCUACUCAUCUAUUCUACACGAGCUAGCUUUCUGUGAAGCUCCCAGACUACAACACUAAUGGCGGCGGCUACAUCCUUCUCCACCACUCUCACCACUCUCACCACUUCAACCCCAUCAAAAACCCUAAAAUCUGCAUCAUCAAGGUCACUUCUAUGCAACAGCAAUUUAGGGUUUUCAUCAUCAUUGUCUUCCAAGACCUUCAAACCACUCAAAGCCAGUCAUGGUAACGUUACUGGUGGAGUUUUGGGGGCUAAGAUGGUGUCAUCAGUUCCCAGUGUAAAACCCUUGAUUUCUCUUGAUUUUGAGACUUCUGUGUUUAAGAAGGAGAAGGUAUCUCUCGCUGGCCACGAUGAGUACAUUGUUAGAGGAGGGAGGGACUUAUUCCACUUGCUGCCGGAUGCAUUUAAAGGGAUUAAGCAGAUAGGCGUUCUCGGUUGGGGUUCUCAGGGUCCUGCCCAAGCUCAGAAUUUAAUGGAUUCUCUUGCUGAAGCAAAGUCUGAUAUUAAAGUCAAGAUUGGACUGAGGAAGGGCUCUCGUUCUUUUGCUGAAGCUCGCGCUGCUGGUUUUACAGAAGAGAAUGGGACUUUGGGUGAUAUUUGGGAAACUGUUUCUGGCAGUGAUCUAGUAUUGCUAUUGAUUUCUGAUGCUGCACAGGCUGAUAACUAUGAGAAAGUUUUCUCGCACAUGAAGCCAAACAGCAUUCUUGGGCUUUCCCAUGGAUUUCUUCUUGGGCAUUUGCAGUCCAUGGGACUUGAUUUUCCAAAGAACAUUAGUGUCAUUGCUGUGUGUCCCAAGGGAAUGGGUCCUUCUGUAAGGAGGCUCUAUGUUCAAGGAAAAGAGGUCAAUGGUGCUGGAAUUAAUUCCAGUUUUGCAGUCCACCAGGAUGUUGAUGGCAGAGCCACAGAUGUUGCCCUGGGAUGGUCUGUUGCCCUUGGUUCACCUUUCACAUUUGCCACUACACUAGAGCAGGAGUACAAGAGUGAUAUCUUUGGGGAGAGGGGCAUUUUGCUUGGUGCUGUUCAUGGAAUUGUGGAGUCCUUGUUUAGAUGGUAUACUGAAAAUGGAAUGAGUGAAGACGAGGCCUACAAGAAUACUGUUGAGUGCAUAACUGGAAUCGUAUCAAGGACAAUAUCGACCAAGGGCAUGCUGGCUGUUUACAAUUCCUUGACUCCAGAAGGCAAAAAGGAAUUCGAGACUGCAUACAGUGCCUCGUAUUAUCCCUGCAUGGACAUCUUGUAUGAGUGCUAUGAAGACGUAGCCUCUGGAAGUGAGAUUCACAGUGUUGUGCUGGCUGGACGUCGCUUUUAUGAAAAGGAAGGUCUACCAGCUUUUCCAAUGGGUAAAAUUGACCAGACACGUAUGUGGAAGGUCGGUGAGCGAGUCCGAGCUACCCGGCCAUCAGGGGACUUGGGUCCAUUGCAUCCAUUCACUGCAGGUGUCUAUGUGGCGCUAAUGAUGGCUCAGAUUGAAAUAUUGAGGAAGAAAGGCCAUUCAUACUCUGAGAUCAUAAAUGAAAGUCUGAUUGAAUCUGUGGAUUCCUUGAAUCCAUUUAUGCAUGCCCGUGGAGUUUCUUUCAUGGUUGAUAACAGCUCAACCACAGCAAGAUUGGGAUCAAGGAAAUGGGCACCACGUUUUGACUAUAUCAUCACCCAGCAGGCCCUGGUCGCUGUGGACAAUGGUACUCCAAUCAACCGUGACCUCAUCAGCAACUUCUUUUCGGAUCCAGUGCAUGGAGCCGUUGAAGUCUGUGCCCAAUUAAGACCCAAGGUUGACAUUUCCGUGCCACCAGAUGCUGACUUUGUGCGACCCGAGCUUCGCCAAUCUAGCAACUGAGAUUUGGAGUUGAAAUAACCAGGAGGAUUCUUCCAUGUUAGAGGAUUCUUCCAUGUUAGUUCUGUUGGAGAAGCUCUCUUGAAUUAUUAGCAGAGUAUGGUUUUAUUUAAGAACAACUAGUGUGAGCUUUAAGUAUUAUGUCUGCCUGUCCUGUCCGGCAAUGAAACACAAGCAUGUAGUUUUGUCUAUCAGUAUUGCGAGAGGAUGCGCGUGUAUCAGUAACUUUUAUGACUUUCCGUUCUGCAAAGAAGAGAGGAGUGCACUCUUUUUACU
This is a messenger RNA of Populus nigra (black poplar), 2312 nucleotides long. Its product is annotated as ketol-acid reductoisomerase, chloroplastic-like. The coding region runs from base 264 to 2039 and encodes 591 amino acids. Gene Ontology annotation, molecular function: ketol-acid reductoisomerase activity. NCBI's taxonomy places the organism in Eukaryota, Viridiplantae, Streptophyta, Magnoliopsida, Malpighiales, Salicaceae. Gene Ontology annotation, biological process: L-valine biosynthetic process. The transcript has 10 exons. The record is from RefSeq and is a predicted model, not a curated record. Gene Ontology annotation, cellular component: mitochondrion; chloroplast.